This is a messenger RNA of Symbiodinium necroappetens, 2631 nucleotides long. NCBI's taxonomy places the organism in Eukaryota, Dinophyceae, Suessiales, Symbiodiniaceae. The record is from the annotation of a GenBank genome assembly.
AUGGAUCGCCAGGAGACGACCGGGGAGAGAUACAGGAAGCGUCAGCAGCAGCGCUCCAUCAUGGCUGUGAUGGAUCCGUACAAUCCCCCGGCAUCGAAGAAGCGUGCAGAUGGAGGUCGUCUAAGCCUGCGAGACUGGAAAUCCUGGCUCUCUGCAUUUUCGGCUGCGGUCCCGCUCUUCUUGCUGAGCUAUUCUUCGUGUGUGUCGUACGCUCAUCUCAUUGUCUCGGGUGCCUACGGCUACCCAAUUCGCGCAGUGGUGAUAACUUCGAUGCAUUUGUUCAGCAGCGGCUUGACGGGCCUGAUCUUGCCGAUGCGGAGCAAGUGCCCCUUGAUCAUUCCAUCAGCAGAUAUCUCUGUGACGAUGUUCUACCAGAUGAUUGUCAUGGACAUCGUCAAGGCCGCCGCUGACGACGGCACCCUUUCGCCGGAGGCGGUGGCCGCAACCGCUAUGCUGGCACUGCCUGUGAACACUAUCCUGAUGAGCCUGGUCUUCUUCCUGGUGGGAGAGCAGAAAGCCACAGUCGUUGUCUCCUAUCUGCCCUACCCUGUGGUUGCGGGCUUCCUUGGCUCAAUAGGCUUGGCCAUCUUUGUUGGGGCCUUUGCAGUGCUGGAGGAUGGGCUAAGCGGCUUCAGUGGCAUCGCCCAGGCUGCGCAUGAUAAACCUUGGCCGCUGUUCUGCGCGGUAGGCAUGGCACUCAGCUCCAUCUUGUUGAAGUACGCCGGACUCCCUGCCCGAGUACUGGCCGUGGCACCAACCCUGACCACCAUGGUCGUCUUUUGGCUGUGUGUUGCCUUCUCCGGCUUGUCCCUGGAGGAGAUCAGACAGGACGGUUGGCUGUUCCCAGCAGCGAGUUUCGAACCCUUCUGGUCGAUUUGGACUGAACAACAUCCAUCACAAGUGGUGCUGCAUUUGCUUCCACCCAAGUUGGCCACAUUCCUCGGCCUGGGGUUUGUCCUGAUUCUCUCGCUGACGCUCCGUAUUGCGGGCAUCGAGGGCUCAACUGGUUACAUGAUUGGUGUGGACGAAGAGGUGAAAUGGACGGGCAUAGCCAGUGGCAUCGCAGGCUGUUGUGGAACGGUGAUUGGGUCGCACUCUCCUGGCCUGACGACCUUCAACGCAGAAGCUGGAAGUACGACGCUGCAGGCUGCAGUGCUGACAGCAGUGCUGCAGCUAGCUUUGUGGCUGUCUGGGUUCCCCGUGAUGAACUUGUUCCCGCGGUUCUUGCUUUCUGGCAUCUUGAUGAACUUGGGCUUGGUCAUGCUGCAGGAGUGGAUGUGGACAGCCAGGCACAAGGUUGGUGUUCUGGGACUGUUGGUAAUCUAUGCGCAGGUGGCUUCUUCUGCCAUGUAUGGUUUGCUCCCAAGCGUACUCGUCGGGGUGGCGGUGGCAUUGGUGACAGCACAGGUCCAACUCAUGAAGUUGCACGUGCUGAAGUACCACGUGUCGAGGGUGUCGGUGAAAACCAACCUGCAUCGGAGCGACAGAGAGAGAAGAAUCUUGAAGGAAUAUGGCGAGUUGAUCGAGUGCUUGGGCUUGGAAGGUUUCCUGGCGGAGGGACCAAUGAUCAAGCUCUCAAACUACGUGCGACAGUAUGUUGAAUGCAACAAGGUUCUUCGCUUCAUUGUCUUUGACCUACAGGCUUGUCAAGGAUGCAACGUCUCCGCAUACGCUCUUCUUGCAAAGCUGGACAAGGUCUUGCAGAACGAAGGCAUCUGCGCCUACUACAGCAGCCUGGAGGCUGACAUGAGCUGCGGCCUGAAAUCCUUCGGGGUGCCAGCUGAUCGUAUUUUCGACUCAGAAAAUGGCUCCCACAGCUCCUUCAUGAAGGCUUUGCAGUGCUGCGAGGACCUGGUUCUGGAGAGUGUCCUUCAGGUUGAGUGGCAGAGACAGAUCUCCAACCCGAUCGACAUAACAGAUUCCGACGACAAUUUGCAGGAGAAGAUUCGGCACUUUCUCGGUUUGACACCGGACCAGGUGCGGCAGCUGUGCCAGGCAGGAGCCUGGCAGCAGAAGAACACUGGUUGCCGGCUGUCGAGCCAAGGUGUCUGUGAAGCCACCGUCAACAUUGCCGUGCCGGGAAGCAGCAAGGUGGUCGAGACGGUAGACGUCGGAUCCAACUGGGGAGCAGCUCAAGAAGUCAGCAGCAGCAAAGCUGGAUUCAUUUGUGGCUUGGAGAGCGUCCUUUACGAUGAGCCGUCGCGCUCGACCUGCAGAGUCCAAGAGCCUUCGAAGGUUCUGUGCAUCAAGCGCGCCGAGAUGCAGCAGCUGGUCGCAUCAGAGCCCUCCAUUGCCAACUGUCUUGGCAGAAUCACGACCCGUCAGUUUCUUCGUCACAGCGAUGUCUUGUUGCAGGCUCUCCAGCUGUACGAGGGGGGUGGAUGGAGAGGAGGACAUUUCGACAAGCACACUGCACAAGUUUGCUUGAACAUGCUCGGGCAAGACAGCAAGGAAGAUGCCAGCCCGUCCAGAAGGAUUCAGAAUGCGCUGCCAGAGAAACUUGGCAAUCUGAGCUCGCCCACGGUUCCACGCAAGCCGAGGAUGACCCGAAUACAAAGGCAAGGUACAAUCGACGCAUGGGCACUGAAGUGGUGGGAAGAGCGGAACAGCAGCACAGUCACUCUCUCCUAA